AAAAUUUUAAAUAUUUACACAAUUUUUCUUAAAAAUAUCACAAAUAUGUUUUCUUUAAAAAUCUAUUCUUUAAAACUAUUAAACCAAAGGAUUCCCCAUCGCUGUUUCUCUUUUUUGGAACAUUUUUGUAAGAAAAAUGCCAGUGAGGGAAAUGAUAAUGUAAAGGAUUCAGGACCCAGUGUAACUAUACAAUUAGAAAAUUGCUUUAAAUUAUACAAUUUGGAAAAGGAGCCCUGCUCCUCUAUAAGUUUAAGCCAAAAACUGGCCUUAAAACUCUACCGAGAAAUGCAAACUAUAAGAAGAAUGGAAAAUGCUUGUGGUAAUUUGUAUAAGGAAAAGUUAAUAAGAGGAUUUUGUCAUUUAUAUGUGGGUCAAGAGGCCUGUUGUGUGGGCAUUAAAUCUUCUAUGCGAUCUCAGGACACCAUUAUAACUUCCUAUCGUUCUCAUGGCUGGACCUGGCUAAUGGGUGUUUCUAUACACAAUAUUAUAGCUGAAUUGUGUCAAAAACAAACCGGCUGCAGUCGCGGCAAGGGAGGCUCUAUGCAUACUUAUGCUCCCAACUUUUUCGGUGGCAAUGGUAUAGUGGGAGCACAAACGCCUUUAGGUGCGGGAAUAGCAUUUGCUCAUGCCUAUAGUUGUGAUGGUGGUGUUAAUUUCGCCUGCUACGGCGAUGGUGCUGCCAACCAGGGUCAGCUGCAUGAAGUAUUCAAUAUAGCCUGUCUGUGGAAAUUACCUGUGGUGUUCGUUUGUGAAAAUAACAAAUAUGGCAUGGGUACAUCUAUGAAGAGGUCUUCGUGUAGUACAGAUUAUUAUACUAGAGGUGAUUAUAUACCAGGACUGUGGGUUAAUGGUAACGAUGUUUUGGCUGUUCGCAGUGCUGCGGAAUUUGUUAUAACUCAUACUCGUUCAUGCGGUCCUAUAGUUAUGGAAUUGGAAACUUAUCGUUAUCAUGGUCAUUCAAUGUCUGAUCCGGGUACUAGUUAUCGUAAGAGAGAAGAGGUACAAAUGAUGCGUGAGAAAUAUGAUCCGAUAACGACAUUUAGGAAUUUGUGUUUGAAGCAUAAAUUGAUAAAAGAGGAGGAGUUUAAGAAAAUCGAUGAUACGAUUAAAACCGAAAUAGAUGAGAUCGUUAAACAAGUCAAACUAGAAAAAGAAACUGAUCCUGCUGAAUUGGCCACUGAUGUUUAUGCUGAAAAUUUAGAGGGCAAAAUUAGAAAUAUUAUAUGGCGUGACUUAAAACAUAGUAAUGUGGGAAUACGCUUAAUUCCUCCAGGAACGGUAAAAGCUACACCUAAAUCGGAAAUAAAAGAAUUACCUAAACAAGAAGAAAAAACUGAAGCGAAAGCUUUAACUGGGACAGAUAAGAAAAUGGAUGAUUUAAAGGAGAAGCAACAGAAAAAAGGGGAUGAUAAAAAAGAUGAAGGGAAAAAUGCAAAACAAACUAAGGAUUUAGCUCAAAAACCGUCACCAGAUGCUAAACCCAAAACGGAGGCGAAGGAUAAAGAUAAAAAGCCUAAAAAUCCGAAAAAGAAAUAAAGGGAAUUACAAAAAUUUAGAUUUAAAAUUGUUAUUGCAAAAAAUUUAUGUUAUUUUAUUUUUAUGUUAUUAUUUUUUUUUACAUUCAACUUAAAUUGUUUACAUCGUGUCAAGUAUUUCAAAAUUAAAGUAAAUUUACAUUGUUUACAGAAUUAACAUAAAA
Lucilia cuprina (Australian sheep blowfly) is the source of this 1699-nucleotide messenger RNA. Its product is annotated as pyruvate dehydrogenase E1 component subunit alpha, mitochondrial-like. Gene Ontology annotation, biological process: pyruvate decarboxylation to acetyl-CoA. Gene Ontology annotation, cellular component: intracellular membrane-bounded organelle. The transcript has 4 exons. Gene Ontology annotation, molecular function: pyruvate dehydrogenase (acetyl-transferring) activity. The record is from RefSeq and is a predicted model, not a curated record. NCBI's taxonomy places the organism in Eukaryota, Metazoa, Arthropoda, Insecta, Diptera, Calliphoridae. The coding region runs from base 46 to 1536 and encodes 496 amino acids.